Messenger RNA from Penicillium riverlandense, 1257 nucleotides. Its product is annotated as acyl-CoA dehydrogenase family protein. Lineage: Eukaryota; Fungi; Ascomycota; Eurotiomycetes; Eurotiales; Aspergillaceae. Gene Ontology annotation, molecular function: acyl-CoA dehydrogenase activity; flavin adenine dinucleotide binding. The transcript has a single exon. The record is from RefSeq and is a predicted model, not a curated record. Bases 1 to 1257 code for a protein of 418 amino acids.
AUGAGGCAGCCGCUGAGAUCAUCUUCCAAUCCCACCAGGUGUCUGCGGCAUGUUCAUGGCCAUGCCCGUGCAAUUGAGUACCUGCAGAACUACGACGCCGACCUGACCGAUUCCCAACGGACUGUCCGCGAAGCUAUUUCCAAGAUUUGCAGUAACUACUCCGAUGAAUACUGGCUCAAGCAAGAGGAAAGCAAGAAGUUUCCCGCCGAGCUGCACCAAGAGCUUGCUCAGCAUGGUUGGCUCGGUAUUUGCUUACCGCAAAAGUAUGGCGGAUCCGAGCUGGGCAUUGCUGAGGCCGCUAUAAUGAUGCAAACAAUUUCCGAGUCUGGUGGUGGAAUGGCAGCUGCUUCAUCAGUGCAUAUGAACAUCUUUGGUCUGGAACCUGUUGCUAAGUUUGGCACAGAGGAACAGAAAAAGCGCUGGCUUGAGCCUCUGAUUGCUGGCAAGGAAAGGGCAUGUUUUGGUGUGACUGAGCCAAAUACUGGACUGGAUACAUUGAAGCUACAGUCUCGGGCUCGGAAAGAAGGGGACUACUAUUACAUUUCGGGUCAGAAAAUCUGGAUCUCUACCGCCCAAAACGCGCAAAAAAUUCUUAUACUCGUUCGAACCACGCCUCUAGAUCAAGUCCAAAAGCCGUCACAAGGUUUAUCACUUUUCUAUGUCGACCUUGAUCCAGCUGUCGUCGAAAUCACGGAGAUCCCUAAAAUGGGACGUGCAGCGGUCGACACGAACACUCUUUUCUUCGAAAAUUGGCGGGUCCCGGCUAGCGAUAUGAUUGGAAAGGAAAAUGAGGGAUUCAAAAUGAUCUUACAUGGAAUGAAUGCUGAGCGUGUCCUCAUUGGAGCCGAGGCACUAGGUCUUGGCUAUGCAGCUUUGCGAAAAGCGGCUAUCUACGCCGGUGAUCGAAAGGUUUUCGGGCGUGCCAUUGGGAAAAACCAGGCUAUUCAACACCCUCUUGCAGAGAGUUGGAUGAAACUGGAGGGGGCUCGCCUAAUGACAUAUCAUGCGGCACGAAUGUAUGACGAAGGGUAUGGCGGAGGGGAAUACGCUAAUACAGCUAAAUAUCUCGCCGCGGAGGCUGCCUUUGAGGCAUGUGAAAGAGCCGUCAUGGUACACGGAGGGAUGGGAUAUGCAAAGGAAUAUCAUGUGGAAAGGUAUCUCCGUGAAGUGUUCAUCCCGAGGAUCGCUCCAGUGAGUCGGGAGAUGAUAUGUAACUAUAUUGGUGAACGCGUUCUGGGCUUGCCCAAGUCCUAUUGA